Messenger RNA from Wasmannia auropunctata (little fire ant), 1286 nucleotides. RefSeq lists its product as uncharacterized. Bases 102 to 1196 code for a protein of 364 amino acids. NCBI's taxonomy places the organism in Eukaryota, Metazoa, Arthropoda, Insecta, Hymenoptera, Formicidae. The transcript is spliced from 4 exons. The record is from RefSeq and is a predicted model, not a curated record.
AGGCGCGUGCACAUGAUCGCGCUGUCAAACGCGAACGUUGAGAGUUAAACAAUUUCUUACGUGGUACUUGUAGUCGGUUUGCCAGCUGCGUCCACGUUGCGAUGUCCGGGAGUGACGUGAAGCAAGCUCUCCGGAAGCUGGACUUCCCUUACUGCGCCAGGGAGGCUCUAUGCAGAAUCGAGGUACUUUGCUGCAGACCUGGCAAGCAGAUGGACCUGCAAAUGGACUUGAUAUCGGAGUUCGUGUUCGGGGAGGUGGAGAAGCGGAAGAAACGCAAUACGACGAUGGCGAUACAGGAGCUGCAGCUGAUAGAGAUCAUGAGCGACUUCUUCCAGAGUCCAGGCGGCAGUCCAGCGGUGCGCAACGCCCUCUUCCUGUCGCUCUUCCCGGCGGACAGUCCCAGACACAAGAUCCUAGGUAACCUGGUAUCGUUGGCAAUCGCUACGCAAAACAAGGCGGUCCUAAACGCAGCUGGCAUUUGGAUGCAGCAGCUGGGCUCCACCUCGCCGCAGAGCGUGGGACUGGCGAGGCACGUGCUCAACGACUAUUUCGUGCUCACGCCGAGAUCCAUCGACAAGCUGAAGCAGCUGCCCGUGCUCGCGCCGCACUUCACCGCCAAUCUGCUGACGGCGAUAGGUGAAGUUUACGAGGACAAAGAUCCGCCUACCGAGCUGCUCCGAUUGGUGGGCGAGUGGAUUGACGAAAAUCCGAGUCUGCUGUUGACGCCUCUGAUGGACAAUCCGGCAUUGCCCACCGGCGGAAUUCCAAUGACACCGAUAACACCUAUAGCGGGCCUGUUCAGAUGGUGCAUAUUGAGUCCCUUGCGUCGUGACGCUACUACGGACAACACGGAGGCUCGGGAAGAGUCGCGAAAAUUUUAUUCAAAAGUUCAACAAUUACUCAUGGACUCGGUGUUACGAUUGAAUAACAGCGGUAACAACAAACACGCGAUGUCGGCACAACAUUUGGCGUCUACUACCCGUUUACUGACAGCGAAUCUGCAGAAUCGUCCGAACAUCGAUACGGUCUCGCGCGACCUAGCCAUGGAACGACUCGCGCAGGCUGUCAGCGCGGCAAUGUCUGCAAACUGUAUUUACGGAAAUAAACAGGAACUAUUAGCCCUGCUGCAACCAUUGUCGUAUCAGCAUUUUUUGAUAGAAUGGACAUUACAAACUUAUGCAACUAAGGCGGCUUGAGAUGAGGAUAUUAUAACGACGAUGACGACGAUGACGGUGUAAUUUAUUUAAUCACGACGAUAUUCUAAAUGAUUGUUAUUUAUAAAAAAA